Trichophyton rubrum CBS 118892 is the source of this 1830-nucleotide messenger RNA. RefSeq lists its product as uncharacterized. The record is from RefSeq and is a predicted model, not a curated record. NCBI's taxonomy places the organism in Eukaryota, Fungi, Ascomycota, Eurotiomycetes, Onygenales, Arthrodermataceae. The transcript has 3 exons. Bases 1 to 1830 code for a protein of 609 amino acids.
AUGCGCAAUCGACUCCCCUGCCGCUAUACUUUCACCACACAGCCUCAAUCGCUGCUCGCAUUGCUCAGACCUGUGACUCUUGGUCGUUGCAUCGGUUAUCAGGUGCAAUUGCCCAGGCUCAGCUCAACGGGGAAUACCCUGUCUUCAGGAGCUCCUUUCUCAUCCCGUGCACUUCCGAGGCCCCCUUACGGACAAGAGCACAUCUUGCGGGCGUCCUCCGUGUGGACAUUUUCUGUUUCCGCCCUCGUUCUAUGUAGUGGGCUUGCACUUGGAGCGUUAUAUAUACGAGACCGAAAGCAACAGCAUCCACCACUACCAGCUGUCCCACUGCCGAAGCGAAUCGAACCCCCACAUAUCCAUCACAACACCACAAUGAGUGAGCAACAGAAGCCCACCGGACAUGUUGGAAAUCUGACAAAGGAGGAGGAAGAGAAGUUGCAGGAGCUUUGGACUGCGCUUUUCAAAGUUUGCGGGGUGGUUGCUAGUGAAGGACCAGAGAAAGAGCAGAAGCCGAAGCAGCAGAAUGGAAAUGGAGAGAAUGCGACAUCCUCUGAUACCAGUUCUCCUGAUGCGAAGAAACCAAAGAAGAGACUGGGUUUCUUCAGCAGGAAGAGCGAGAGCCCCAGCGAGUCUCCGUCAUCAGACAGCGUGUCGAACUCAGUUGCGGCAAUGAAGCUAUCUGACACCGACGACAAGUACGGCGAGACAAGUCAGUUUCUUGAGGCUCUAAAGGAUACCUCGCCAGAAGAAAUAAGGCUUGUGUUCUGGAGCAUGGUCAGGCAUGACCACCCUGAUGCACUCUUGCUGCGUUUCCUUCGUGCACGCAAGUACGAUGUCAACCGUGCCUUGGUAAUGCUGGUGUCUGCAUUUCGAUGGAGAUCACAGACCAUGAAUAUCGAUGAUAUCAUGGCUAAGGGUGACUGUUUUAUGGAAGAAGAGAGCAAAAGUGACGACCCGGCUAAGAAGCAAGAGGCUUCUGAUUUCGCUAAGCUUCUCCAACUUGGUGAGAGUUUUAUGCAUGGUCACGAUAAAUUUGGACGACCGAUAUGCUAUAUUCCGGUGCGCCUGCACCGAAUUGGGGCUCACUGCGAGCCCAGCCUUGAAAGAUACACUGUAUACCUCAUCGAAACGUCUAGACUUCUUUUACAACCCCCAGUAGAGACUGCUGCCCUUAUUUUCGAUAUGACUGAUUUUUCUCUGGCGAAUAUGGAUUAUACCCCUGUUAAAUUCAUGAUUAAGUGUUUCGAGGCAAAUUAUCCGGAAAGCUUGGGAGUGAUUCUAGUACAUAAAGCCCCAUGGAUAUUCUCCAGCAUCUGGGCCGUCAUCAAGGGAUGGCUUGAUCCUGUGGUUGCGGCAAAGGUGCAUUUCACCAAAACCCCCGAGGAUUUGGAAGCCAUUAUUCCCCGCAAGAACCUUAUCAAAUCCCUUGGUGGCGAAGAUGAGUAUGAAUAUAAAUAUGUCGAACCCAUUGAGGGUGAGAAUGAUAAGUUAAAGGACACCGCUCGCCGUGACGAGCUGCUGAAAACCAGAAUGGAGAUGGCCGGUGCUUUCCAGGAAGCUACUCUAGCGUGGACAGCUUCCAAGUCGAAUUCUGCUACCAGCGAGGAGGAGAGCUAUUUAAAGAAAACCAGGACCGAGCUUGCUGAGAAACUUUGUGAGAACUACUGGCAGCUUGACCCUUAUAUUCGUGCGAAAUCCAUGUACGAUCGUCUGGGUCUUAUUCCACCUCCAAAGGAAGCCAAGGAGCUCUCAGCCACACAGCAGCUGUCUGAGAAGAUGAAUGGAGAUACUGUUCCAACUGCAGCCGAACACACUGCACCUGCGGUCUGA